AUUAUAUCUUUUAUGUGGUGCCCAGAACAAGUUAGCCCUAUGGAAAUUGAUAAUACUGUUAAUGAUGAUAUUAGUGUUUUUGAUGGUUUUGAAACCAAAGAAAGCUUCGCAAAGAUGGACCAAGUUCUUGGUGUUAUCGCUGUGGUUGGACAAGCUUCGAGACAUUUUGACCCAUUAGUAACUAACAUUAUAGAAUUAACUAAAAGUACUCUCGAUAUAUAUGAAAAUGUGCAAUUUAAUAAGAAAAUUUGUGAUUGUUUAAUUGAUCGGGUUGAAUCUGUUGAGAUGGCUAUUAAGUCAUUAAAACGGCAUAAAGAAGAAAAUGCCAGGUAUUUCUUUAAUCAAACCACCUAUAAUACCUUUCACCAACUUAUCGUUGUUCUCGAAAAGAUGCAGCAAUAUAUAACGGAUGUAUCGCAACUUCAUGGAUUGCGAAAGUUUACGAAUAUAAUGGAUAUAAAAAAACAAUUUGAAGAAUUAACUGUAGAAUUUGAUAUGAUAGUUAGCACUUUACAACUUAAAAUGGCUUUUUCUGAAAAAGAGCAAUCAAUAAGAGAUAAAGCUGCGAUAGAAGAUGACAUUAAUACAACGACGAAGUUUUUAAGCAAUGUAAAAAGUGGAAUAACUCGGGAUAUUGCACAAGAUGAUACCACACCUUUAAAACCACCACAAAUUAGUGAUAUUUUUGAUGAAAUAAUAAAAAAAAAAAAUUUUGUCACUGAGACCAAUAAGACAACUAAAUUCAAAGCGAAAAUUAUACCAUCUGACAAAAUAAUAAAUCCUGAUGGACCAAGUAAAGGAAACGUUCACAGGAUGCAAUAUGAGGAUAAAUUUGUUGCGUGUUCUAAUCCAAUUCAACGAGAUUUCACAAAGAUAAUUAGAGCAGCAUGGCAAGAUGAUCCUACUCUUCGUCCAGGAUUACAUGAAUUAUUUAUUCAAUUAGACAAAUUACAUAAAGAUAAUCCUGUCGAACUGGCUCAACCAAUGAAGAAAAAUCACAUCGAAAUGGAAAGCACAGAUGCCCAAUCCGAAAUAAUUGUGGUUGAGGAAAACAAUGUGCAAGACAAAGAUUUAGAACUUAAAUUUUUGG
Dentiscutata erythropus is the source of this 1090-nucleotide messenger RNA. The record is from the annotation of a GenBank genome assembly. Lineage: Eukaryota; Fungi; Glomeromycota; Glomeromycetes; Diversisporales; Gigasporaceae.